Heterobasidion irregulare TC 32-1 is the source of this 1518-nucleotide messenger RNA. RefSeq lists its product as uncharacterized. Bases 1 to 1518 code for a protein of 505 amino acids. Lineage: Eukaryota; Fungi; Basidiomycota; Agaricomycetes; Russulales; Bondarzewiaceae. Gene Ontology annotation, molecular function: zinc ion binding; nucleic acid binding. The record is from RefSeq and is a predicted model, not a curated record. The transcript has a single exon.
AUGUUCGAAAGACUCACCGACACCUUUGUCAAAGCCAUUGCAGCUCAGGGGACGUCCAGGCCAGCCGAUCGACCAUCCCGACAACCAGGACAAGGCGGCGACAACUGCAUGUUCUGCGGCAGUCCCGAACACUUCAUGCGCGCCUGUCCCGAGGUCACCGAAUACAUUCGGAUCGGCAAAUGCAAGAGGAAUAUCGAGGGGAAGGUUGUAUUGUCAAGUGGGGCAUUCGUACCCAGAGAAAUCACGGGUAGUAAUCUGAAGGACCGAGUUGACGAAUGGCACCGCAAGAAUCCAGGCCAGUUGGCGACCGGACAGAUGAUGUUUACGGUAAACGCGGCGCCGACUCACCCGAUGACGAUAGCCUCCCGUCACGAUUCACCCUCAUUGCUGGAUGUCACCCCAACUUACCAACUCACCGACAUCCAGCGAAUUGCGAGCCUCGAACGCGAACUAUUCGCGCUCCGAACACGGGGCGCAAGGGCACGCGAAAUGGCGCAGACAGGACGUUCGGCGCCUACCCCUUCACCGGCUCCCGAACGACGAGCGAGGACCGAAAUUCCCGAACCCGAACCCCGACCAACCACCCCGACUCAGCGACCGCCCCCGGUACCAGCCAAGGACGAUGCUCCGAUCCACCCAUACGCCAAAGCCCAGGACGCCACCUAUGCACCACCGCACGAACGCAACAUGGGAGCCCCGGCGAAGAUACCAUCGGCUAAGAAGGACGCUCCGGCCUACAAGACUACGGCGCCGAUCUACGACGAGAAGGUAGCAGCCGAGGUCUACAACAGGGCGAUGGCCACUCAGGUGACGCUUACCCAGCGCGAACUACUCUCCCUCUCCGCCGAAGUCCGUUCGCAGGUCAGGGAAGCCACGUCGGCACGCCGAUCGCCUACCAAAGACGCCAGCAAUGUUCGGACCUUCUACCAAGAUGCCGAUCUACCCUAUGCCAUCGACGAUCUCGAACCACCGACUCGACCGACCGUCUCCUCCUUCGUCAAUGUCCUGCACCAACCUGAAACACCUCCACCUGGCGCGAUCAUCAUCCCCGAUACGUACGAAACAUAUCUGAAGAGUCUACAGCCCGGUCAGGUUCCUCUGCCGUUGAUAGUUGCUAAAGAAUCUUCAGCCCUAAGGUCCAUUGUUCCCCUCGUCGAUCACCAACAGGAAGUCGAAUGCAUCAUCGAUCUGGGUUCACAAGUCAUCGCCAUGUCGGAAGGCAUUUGCAAUGAACUGGCGCUCAUCUACGACCCCGAAAUCGUCCUCAAUAUGCAGUCGGCGAAUGGCGAAAUCGACCGAUCCUUGGGCCUCGCACGCAACGUCCCAUUCCUCAUCGGCGAUAUCACCUUGUACUUCCAAGUCCACAUCAUUCGUAACCCAGCCUACGACGUUCUCCUCGGUCGGCCCUUCGACAUCCUCACUGAAAGUAUUGUCAAGAAUUAUUCAAACGAAGACCAGACGAUCACCAUCAGUGACCCAAACACGGGACGACGAGCCACCAUUCCGACGAUUAGAUGA